UGUCAUUACCAGAUGAAACGUAAAGCCACGAACAAAAAUUUUACCUAUUUGUUAUUAAUGAAAAGUAAUAACAUAAAAAUAGUACUAUUCAUUAAGUGAUUUUGCUACCAAUAUGCCAGAUGAUGCAAAAAAGCUUCAAAAGGGCAAAAAUGACCCAAAAGAGCAGCGAAAACGAAGAGGUCGGCAGCACCAGAGUACUCCAGUUGAAAGAAGGCCAGAAAAAGAGCCUGAAAUAACAAGAAAUCCAAUUUUUAAUGCACCAGAGAAACCUGAAAAACCAGCAUACGAGCCGCCACCACCGGAGUUCUAUAAAAACCUCAAGCGCGAAACUGAUGAAAUAUUAAAAAUAACUGAGGAAGCAAAUUCAAAGUAUAAGAAGAAGGAGAUUCUCAGUAAUUGGUCCAAAUAUGAGAUGCCGAUAGAGAGUUAUGAAGAAAUUGAUGAACAAGAGAAUCUCGGAGCAGAUUACGAGACACUCGUCUCAGCACCACUCUCUGUUGGUGGGCAUUUUCAAUUCAAACAUGAAAAAUCUUGGGAUACAAAUGCUGGACCUUCUGUGUUUGAUAAAUAUUUUGAUAUAAAUAUGAAAAACCUAAACACUGCACUAUUGACUAUUCCAUUUUUUGAACGAAACGGUAUUAAUCAAUCAAUCUUUACUGAAAUAGAUGUACAAAAUAUGAACCAUAGAGCAACAAAAUUUAAACAAAAGUAUUACAAAGAUAAGAAGUUCACCACACCAGAAUUACAAGCUCAAGAGAAAAUUCUAAAUAGCUUAAAAAUUUCUGAUGAUAAUACAGAAACAGAUUCAAUUUCAACUGAAAAGGAAAUUGAUUUUAAUAUUGGUCAACCCAAUGAUGCAAUAGCGGCGGAAGAAACUAAUAAAACAUCAGACAAAUCACUGAAAUUAGAUGAAAAUUGUAUGAACUCAAAUAGUACAGAAAAAAAAAUUGAAAGCAAACCUCAACUUGUAUGUCCUGAAGUCCCAGCAGAUAUACCGUUAAAAGUUGAAAAUGCCUCAAGUGCUAUAUACAAUACUAGUGACAUCAAAAUAAUUAAACCUAUUGAUGCUAAAUGUAUUAAAAAUGUUGUGAAUGAAAAUGUGAAAGUUGUAGAGGAAGCGAAUAAAUUUGACGACGAUGUCGAUGAUAUUCUAUUUGACACUCCUAAUGAAGAUCCUCAUGAUAAGGAAAAACCUGCUGAGAAAGUAAAACAAGACACCAUUAAUCUUGCACCUAAAGUGGAUAACACCAAAGCGCCAGAGGAACCAGCAAAGAAUCCUGUUAUAGAAUCUCCUGAAGACCUUGAAAAGUGGCUCGAUGAUUUCUUGGAUGGUUAAAAUUAUAUGUUAUCUGUGAUAUACAAAUUGAUGCUAAUAUCAGCAACUACUUAAUCUUUGUAACAAUUUUACAGUUAAAUAUUUGACUUGUUUAUCGAUUAAUAUAUUAAAUGCCGUUUUGUUAUUCAAGUA
Molecule: messenger RNA, 1468 nt
Organism: Zerene cesonia (dogface butterfly)
Lineage: Eukaryota; Metazoa; Arthropoda; Insecta; Lepidoptera; Pieridae
Gene: Aven
Exons: 5
Coding region: 113-1336 (407 amino acids)
Biological process (GO): negative regulation of G2/M transition of mitotic cell cycle
Source: RefSeq, a predicted model, not a curated record